AUUCUUCGAUUUUUUCUUUCAAUUUUGUUUGACAUCACCGCCGGCGGCCCUUCUAACGUGCUUGCAUCGAAAAAAUACAACAAACACGUGUUUCAGCUUGAAUUUCAUUCAAAUUAAACUUUCAUAUUGUUUAAUUUCCAUCUAAAAAUAAAAAAACACCAAACACACACAACAUGACUGACGUUGCAGACAAACCCCAAGAAGUUCCAGUUGAAGAAACUGUCAAAGAACCAACUUCUGAAGAAGAAUCCGCCACCAACGAGGCCAAAAAAGAACUCUCCGCCGAAUCUUCACCCGAAAAAGAAGCCACCAACGGCAACAACGCAUCCACGUUGGAGGGAAAAAUCAUCCGCCAAGUAGAAUACUACUUCGGUGAUGCCAAUUUACAUCGCGACAAAUUCCUUCUCGAGCAGAUCUCGAAGAACGAAGACGGUUGGGUGCCAUUCGAUGUUUUGUUGACUUUCAAGCGAUUGGCAGCUCUGACAACCGAUAUCGAUGUUAUUGUCGAUGCUCUGCAUAAAUCCGAUGAAGGACUUGUCGAGAUUAGCGAGGACAAGAAGAAUAUCCGUCGCCAUCCGGAGCGACCAAUUCCAGAGCAUAACGAAGAGAAGCGUAAGGAAAUAAUGGACCGCACUGUUUAUGCUAAAGGUUUCCCGGUGGACAUUGAAAUGGCUGAUAUUUUGGAAUUCUUUAGUCCGUUCGAGAAAGUAGCAAACAUUUCGAUGAGAAAGUAUUUGGAUAAACCAUCCAAGACGUACAAAUUCAAGGGCAGUGUAUUCGUUACAUUUGUCAAGAAGGAACAAGCUGAAGAGUUUAUCACCAAGGAAAAGGUUCAAUUCAAAGAAAAUGACCUCAUUCGAAAAUGGCAAGAAGUCUAUUACGAAGAGAAGAAGGAGGAACGCAACAAGUCCAAGAAAGGCAAAAAAGAGAAAAAAGAAGAAGACAAAUUCCAACUGCCAAAGGGAACAGUGCUUUUCUUCGAAGGUGCUACCGAUGCUACAACUCGCGAACUCAUUCGAUCAGCCCUCGAAGCUCUCGAAGCCGAUGUUGCUUAUAUUGAUUACAGUAAAGCCGAUAAAGAAGGACACAUUCGUCUACACAGUGAGAAUUCAGCAGCAGCUUUCCUUGAAAAGGUCGAAGACAAGAAGCUGAAGUUAUCCGACUCAACUGAACUAACACUUCGCACCUUGACUGAGGAAGAGGAAAAAGAAUUCCUUGCUAAAGCUAUUGACCAAAUGAAAUCUCGAAGGAAUACACAAAGUCGACACAAAGGAGGUUUCAAUCGUAAGCGUCGUGGUGGAAACGAACGUGAUGAACCCAGACAUAAGAAAAAUAAGGAUUAAAUAUCGAGUUUAAUUUUU
This is a messenger RNA of Episyrphus balteatus (marmalade hoverfly), 1361 nucleotides long. RefSeq names its product la protein homolog (gene La). The coding region runs from base 174 to 1343 and encodes 389 amino acids. Gene Ontology annotation, molecular function: RNA binding. The transcript is spliced from 4 exons. Gene Ontology annotation, cellular component: nucleus; cytoplasmic stress granule; cytosol. Lineage: Eukaryota; Metazoa; Arthropoda; Insecta; Diptera; Syrphidae. The record is from RefSeq and is a predicted model, not a curated record. Gene Ontology annotation, biological process: RNA processing; positive regulation of translation.